AUGCUUGAGGCCGGAUUUCGUCGCGCAAACUGGUCAUGGGUUUCCUGCGACCCUGCCAAGUUGCAAACCCUGGACGACAAAACUCAGCGUUUGCACGAAACUUGGAUACCAGAAUUUGAAGACCUCGAUAAUAAUUCCAUCCGUUUCGCAUUUCCCGCGGGUUAUGAGAGGAUUGGCAACGAGCCUGUCGCUUUUAUUCUUCCUUCCUUCGUUGGUCUUGGACCGCCACGUUUAGGAAGUAUGGAAGCAAGCCAAGGCGAAACAGAGCAGGAAGGAAGGCCAUCGCAGCGAAACGAGAUAUCACAGGCAAAAACACUACUACAAGACGAUGAAGUGCUCCAGGAAACCCCCCCGCCUGCAGAAAUCAAGCCACUUCCAGAAUCUGAGUCACGUCUGGAGCCACACCCGCUGCAGCCAAGGGAAAGUUUACUCGACACAAAAACGUUACCAGACCUCAUAAAUCCGGCAAAUAUAAUGCAACCUCCCGAAGAGCAACCCCACGAGGAGCAAUCCCACGAGGAGCAACUCCACGAGGAGCAACCCCACGAGGAGCAACCUCACGCGCAACAACCCAACGAAAAAGGUGCAACUGACGAUCCCAGAUUCACAUGUGUAGACGGCUUCCUCUACUAUCCGACUCUCCCAGUUUUACUUGAAAGCCUUAUUCGCGCUCGACUCCGUAUUCCCGAGGACACAUUCGGUAUGUGGCGAUCGAUGCUGGAGGUUUGGGCCAUCUCCUAUCUGUGGGGGCAGACCAUGGCACCCGAGGAUGUUCUGGACGGGAUCGAGGACGAUGAUAUUAAAGCGUGGUUUAAUAAGGAAACCAAAAGAUUCGAAGGUGGCAUAGACCGGGUAACCAUCACCAAGAGAAAGGGACGACUGACAGGUACCAGACCAAUAGUGGAUAUAGAUCUAUAA
Molecule: messenger RNA, 918 nt
Organism: Pestalotiopsis fici W106-1
Lineage: Eukaryota; Fungi; Ascomycota; Sordariomycetes; Amphisphaeriales; Sporocadaceae
Exons: 1
Coding region: 1-918 (305 amino acids)
Source: RefSeq, a predicted model, not a curated record